This is a messenger RNA of Acanthisitta chloris (rifleman), 2339 nucleotides long. RefSeq names its product SUZ12 polycomb repressive complex 2 subunit (gene SUZ12). The record is from RefSeq and is a predicted model, not a curated record. The transcript has 15 exons. Bases 1 to 1968 code for a protein of 655 amino acids. Gene Ontology annotation, molecular function: chromatin DNA binding. Gene Ontology annotation, cellular component: nucleus; ESC/E(Z) complex. NCBI's taxonomy places the organism in Eukaryota, Metazoa, Chordata, Aves, Passeriformes, Acanthisittidae.
AUGUGUUUCUUUUCCUUAGAACCAACACAGAUAUACAGAUUCCUCCGUACCCGGAAUCUAAUAGCACCAAUAUUUUUGCACAGAACUCUCACUUACAUGUCCCACAGGAACUCCCGAACAAAUAUCAAAAGGAAAACGUUCAAAGUAGAUGACAUGUUAUCAAAAGUAGAGAAAAUGAAGGGAGAACAAGAAUCUCACAGCUUGUCUGCUCAUUUGCAACUCACAUUUACUGGGUUCUUCCAUAAAAACGAUAAGCCAUCCCAAAACUCAGAGAAUGAACAAAACUCUGUGACCCUGGAAGUUCUGCUGGUCAAGGUUUGCCACAAGAAGCGAAAGGAUGUGAGCUGUCCGAUAAGACAGGUCCCCACAGGUAAAAAGCAGGUGCCUUUAAACCCAGACCUCAGCCAAAUCAAACCAGGCAACUUCCCAUCACUUGCAGUGUCCAGCAAUGAGUUUGAGCCAAGCAACAGCCACAUGGUGAAGUCUUACUCACUGUUAUUCAGAGUCACUCGCCCAGGAAGAAGAGAGUUCAAUGGACUGAUCAAUGGCGAAACUAACGAGAACAUUGAUGUCAAUGAGGAGCUUCCAGCUAGGAGAAAAAGAAACUCUUCAAAUCGUGAGGAUGGGGAAAAGACGUUUGUGGCACAAAUGACUGUAUUUGAUAAAAACAGGCGCCUGCAGCUCCUGGAUGGGGAGUAUGAGGUGGCCAUGCAGGAGAUGGAAGAGUGUCCCAUUAGCAAGAAAAGAGCCACGUGGGAAACAAUACUUGAUGGGAAGAGGUUGCCUCCAUUCGAAACGUUUUCUCAGGGACCUACACUUCAGUUUACUCUUCGUUGGACAGGAGACACAAAUGAUAAGUCUACAGCUCCUAUAGCUAAGCCUCUUGCGACGAGGAAUUCUGAAAGUCUCCCCCAAGAGAACAAGACCAAUUCUGUGAAACCCACUCAGACUAUAGCUGUGAAAGAGUCCUUGCCAGCAGAUCUUCAGACAAGGAAAGAGAGAGAUGUGCUAAAUGAACCUAGACAGAAGUUGAGAAUAUUUUACCAGUUCCUUUACAACAACAACACGCGGCAGCAGACGGAGGCCCGCGACGACCUGCACUGCCCCUGGUGCACUCUGAACUGCCGCAAGCUCUACAGCUUGCUCAAGCACCUGAAGCUUUGCCACAGCAGAUUUAUCUUCAAUUACGUGUACCACCCCAAAGGGGCUCGGAUAGACGUGUCCAUCAACGAGUGCUACGAUGGCUCCUACGCAGGGAACCCCCAGGACAUCCACCGCCAGCCUGGCUUCGCCUUCAGCCGCAACGGGCCGGUCAAGAGGACUCCCAUCACACACAUCCUCGUGUGCAGGCCGAAGCGCACGAAAGCGAGUAUGUCUGAGUUCCUGGAGUCUGAGGAUGGAGAGGUGGAGCAGCAGAGGACGUACAGCAGUGGGCACAACAGGCUGUACUUCCACAGCGACACGUGCCUGCCCCUCCGGCCCCAGGAGAUGGAGGUGGACAGUGAGGACGAGAAGGACCCGGAAUGGCUGAGGGAGAAAACCAUCACUCAAAUUGAAGAAUUUUCUGAUGUUAACGAGGGAGAGAAAGAAGUGAUGAAAUUGUGGAACCUUCAUGUUAUGAAGCACGGGUUUAUUGCUGACAAUCAGAUGAAUCAUGCCUGUAUGCUCUUCGUUGAGAACUAUGGACAAAAAAUCAUUAAGAAGAACUUGUGUCGAAACUUUAUGCUCCACCUGGUCAGCAUGCAUGACUUUAACCUCAUCAGCAUCAUGUCCAUAGACAAAGCUGUGGCCAGGCUCCGGGAGAUGCAGCAGAAGCUGGAGAAAGGAGAAUCAGCCUCCCCAACAGAGGAGGAACCUGCUGAGGAGCAGAGUGGGACAACAAAUGGGUACAGUGAAAAUAGCGUGAGGGUUUCGGAAGUCGACGGCGUCUCAGGUGUCACCAAACAGAGCAAGAAGCAGAAGCUCUGAAGUCACAGUCAGUUGUCAUUCAAUGGACAUUCUAGGGUGCAUGAGCUCUAUAAAGAAUCACACACAAACAUACAGAGGUUCCAAACAGGCACUGCUGGAUGGAAAUAAAUGAUUUCAACAAGGAUAUUGUUUUAACAGGGUUUUUAUUCAGUUACUUAUGCAAGUACUACAUGUAUAUUGGUUUUGGUGAUGUAAUGACAAUAUUCUAAGAGUUUGAGCAUGAAGAGCAAUAUGAAAAUCUCUUUUGUAAUUUUAGUAAUUAGUGUCUUAAGAACUUAAUGGAAUUUACAUAAGUAUAUGUAAACCCGUUUUUAUAUUAAGAGUUUUGCAUCUGUAUCUGGCUGUUUUUUCCUACCAUGAAGUUGUGAAAC